Molecule: messenger RNA, 2297 nt
Organism: Passer domesticus (house sparrow)
Lineage: Eukaryota; Metazoa; Chordata; Aves; Passeriformes; Passeridae
Gene: TTC5
Product: tetratricopeptide repeat domain 5
Molecular function (GO): protein binding
Source: RefSeq, a predicted model, not a curated record
GUGUGGCGGCAGCCAAUGAGAGCGCGGCGGGCAGGAAAAGGCGGGAGGAAGAAGCCGGAAGUGUUGGCGGCCGCAGCCAAUAGGAGCGCGGCUGGGCGGCAGGCGGGAAGAAGAAGCCGGAAGUGGGCGCGGCCGCAGCCAAUGGGAGCGCGGCUGGGCGGCAGGCGGGAGGAAGAAGCCGGAAGUGGGCGCGGCCGCAGCCAAUGGGAGCGCGGGCUGGGCGGCAGGCGGGAGGAAGAAGCCGGAAGUGGGCGGGGCCGCGCUGUCAUGGCGGCGCCCGAGGAGGAGGCGGCGGCGGACGGCGGAUCGGGGGAGGGGGGCGAUGAGGAGGCGCUGAAACGGCUCGAGGCCCUGGUCUCCGACCUCUACCACUUCCGGGACUCUCUCCCCGCCCCCGACCCCGCCCCCGAGCAUGACCCCGCCCCCGAGCGUGGCCCCGCCCCCGACCCCGCCCUGCUGGCGGAGCUGGAGCGCACGCUGCAGCGAAUGGAGCAGAUCCACGUGUCCCCCGAGGGGCGUGGCCGCGCCCUGGUGCUGCGGGCGCGCGCGCUGGGCGUGGCCCCCGAGGUGGGCGGGGCCCGGGCGGAGCAGGCGCUGGGCCACGCCCUGAAGCUGGACCCCGCCCUGGGCGUGGCCUGGCGCCAGCUGGGCGAGCAAAGAUGGCGGCGGGGCGACCUGCGGGGGGCGCAGGAGGCCUUCGGGGGGGCCCUGCGGCAGGGGGAGGACCCCGAGGCGCGCCGCCUGCUCUCCAUGGCCCUGCGCGCCCAGGGGGCGGAGCCCGCCCGCGCAGGGGGCGGGGCCCGGCCCGCGGGGGGAGGGGCCCGCCGCCGGGGGGGCGGGGCCGGGCCCGGGGGGCGGGCCUUGCGCGAGAGCCUGGCGCAGGCGGAGGCGGCCGUGAGGUGUGACCCGCGGGACGGCCAGUCCUGGUACGUGCUGGGGAACGCCCACGUGUCGCUGUUCUUCGCGGGCGGCAGAGCCCCGGGCGCCCGGCGCGCGCUCGCGGCCUACGCGCAGGCGGAGCGCGUGGACCCCGCGGCCGCGCGGAACCCGGACCUGCACCUGAACCGGGGCCGCGCCAAUGAGCUGCUGCAGUUCCUGGAGCGCUUCCAGGGGGCGCUGGAGGGGCUGAGCCGGGCGGCCGAGCUGGCCCCGGGCUGGGCGGAGCCUCGCCGGAGACACGCCCACCUGAUGGGCUACCUGGGCCAGGUGUGCCAGCUGCUGGGCACGCGGGUGUGCCAGCUGCUGGGGACGCGGGGGAAGCUGCGCGGGAAGCGGCGCCGCGGAUUGGCCGGGCCGGUGCCCCUCCCCCUGCUGGGGCCGCUGGGGGGGGCGGGGGGGCCGCGCCCCUCCCCCAUCGCCGCGCUGCGCCCCGGGCCCAACCCCCAGCGGGUGGUGCUGGGCCGGGCCCUGUUCAGCCUGACCCCCCCGGGAGGGGUCCCAUACUGGUUUGUACUGGUUUGUACUGGUUUGAACUGGGAUAGAGUGAUUUAUAAUGGUUUUACUGGGAUAUACUGGUUAUACUGGGUUAUACUGGUCUGUACUGGGAUGUACUGGGUUAUACUGGUGCUGGGCCGGGCCCUGUUCAGCCUGACCCCCCCGGGGGCGUGCCCUAGUGAGUCACACUGGUUUGUACUGGUUUGUACUGGGAGAGAUCCGUUAUACUGGUUUGUAAUGGUUAUACUGGGUUAUACUGGUUAUACUGGGUUAUACUGGGUUAUACUGGUGCUGGGCCGGGCCCUGUUCAGCCUGACCCCCCCGGGAGGGGUCCCAUACACGCUGGGGCUGCAGGACGGGGGCGGGGCCGUGGCCGCCGUCACCGUCUAUAACUCCGCCCCCAGCUGGGGCGUGGCCGUGGGGGACGCGGUGGGCGUGGCCGAGCCCGUGCUGAGUCAGCACCUGCACCAGCACCAGGGCCAGACCUUCUCCUUCCUGGGUCUCCGCGUUCCGUCCCCGCUCUCGCUCUGGCCCAUACUGGUUUAUACUGGUCCAUACUGGUUUAUACCGGUCUAUACUGGUUUAUAUCAGUCUGUACCGGUUUAUACUGGUCCAUACUGGUUUGUACUGGUCUCUCUCCCCCAGACCUUCUCCUUCCUGGGUCUCCGCGUUCCGUCCCCGCUCUCGCUCGUGGUCAACGGGAAACGCCCCCCGGGCUCCGCCCUGGCCCCGCCCCGCCUGGCGCUGACCAAUCCCGGCACGGCGCCGCCCGCCCGGGCCACGCCCCCCGCCCAGCCCUGACCACGCCCACCCGGGGGCGGGGCCGGGCUCGGGCCAAUAAAGGAAAAGUUUGGGAAAAAAAA